Messenger RNA from Saccoglossus kowalevskii, 1188 nucleotides. RefSeq lists its product as uncharacterized. Lineage: Eukaryota; Metazoa; Hemichordata; Enteropneusta; Harrimaniidae. The record is from RefSeq and is a predicted model, not a curated record.
AUGUCUGCACACGAUGGUUCAAAACGAAAGGGUAGAACAAUAUUGAGCUUUUUCGGACCAUCAGCUCAAAAGAAAAGCAAAUCGAAUGACGAGAUUGGGUUAGAUGAGUCAGAAAAAUCGACUCCUGUGGAAGAUGUGUUUUUAUCUCCACCGGAAACAUCACAGUCUUCGAAAACUACGGUACAUGAUUCUACUAGUACAUCGCAAGAGCGUGAAGAUGACAUCGGGGGUGAACCGUCUUUCGCGGGAAUGCAAACUUCAAGGUAUGUCCGACAUUUUCAAGAUAAGUGGCUACGAGAUUUUAAAUGGCUACAAUAUGAAGCUUCCAAGAAUGCAAUGACCUGUAAAGUGUGUAUCAAGCAUAAUAAACAGAACACUAUGACCAAAGCGAAUGCUAAUUUCCGAACAAGCACACUUACUCGCCAUGCAGAAUGUAACGAUCAUAAAGCAGCAAUGAUGUCAGAUUCAAUGAUUUCCGACUUUCAGAAGGCGGUAAAAAAUGUUCACACUGAAAAGGAAAAUAGCCUGUUGGUUGCUAUACGUGUAGUGUUUUGGCUAGCAAAAGAGGACAUUGCAAUUAACAAAUAUGAUAGCCUACUUAACCUGCUUGAGCAACUUGAAUGUCCACAUGUGACAGGACUCAGAACAGGAAAAAAUGUAACUUACGCUUCCAACAAAGCAGCCUGUGAAAUGCUAGAGUCUCUUGCCACUGUUAUCCGAAAAGGACUUGACAAUAGACUGUUAAAGUCGCCUUUUGUCAGUGUUCUGUGUGAUGAGACCACAGAUAUUGGUAUUAAAAAAAAACUGGUUGUCUAUAGUAGAAUUUUAAACCCGGACUCCUUCAAACCAUCAACACAUUUUCUAUGCAAUUUGGAAGUAAAAAGUGGAACAGGCAAAGCCAUUCACGAAGAAUUGUCUGGUGUUAUAAAAGAAAAACAGCUUCCACCAACCAAGAUAAUGGGCCUUGGUACAGACGGGGCCACCGUUAUGACAGGGAAAGGACAGGGUGUAACUGGCUACAUGUUAAGAGAAAACCCAAUGAUGUUAAAUUACCACUGUAUUGCACAUCGUUUAGCAUUGGUAACAUCUCAGGCAGCUGAUGAGGUUUCCUACUUGGUUGAAUACCAGCGAAUAAUGACUGGGAUUUUCUACUUUUUUAAGGCAUCAUCAAUCGUACAACAAGAUUAA